Molecule: messenger RNA, 152 nt
Organism: Racocetra persica
Lineage: Eukaryota; Fungi; Glomeromycota; Glomeromycetes; Diversisporales; Gigasporaceae
Source: the annotation of a GenBank genome assembly
UAUGAGGUCGAAACGAGAGCUAAAUGCUCUUAUUGAAGGAAUGACAAUGUAUAGUACGUCUGCAGGUGAAGGAAUGACAAUGUAUAGUACGUCUGCAGGUGAAGAAAUAAAAAUGUAUAGUACGUCUGCAGGUGAAGAAAUAAAAAUGUAUA